Selaginella moellendorffii is the source of this 1060-nucleotide messenger RNA. Its product is annotated as myosin-9. The record is from RefSeq and is a predicted model, not a curated record. The transcript has 4 exons. NCBI's taxonomy places the organism in Eukaryota, Viridiplantae, Streptophyta, Lycopodiopsida, Selaginellales, Selaginellaceae. Bases 17 to 805 code for a protein of 262 amino acids.
GAGAGCUUCUUUCGUCAUGGCAGUGACAUUGUCGUCGGAGAUGGAGAGCUACAUGGAGGGAUCGAUCGCGCAUAUGGUAGGGCUCUCUUGCGCGGAUCAGCAGCUGCGCGAGAAGCUCCAGCUCGCGGAGCGCUCGCAGCUCGAUUUGCAGAGCCAGGUCCACUGCUUGCAAGAGAGAUUGCGGGAGAUCCAGCAGAAAUACAACACGGCCAAGGUGGAGGCGAGCUUGAGCGCGCAGGCGCUGAAGAGGCAGAUCGCCGAGACGCAGAAGGUCGCGGAGUAUUGCAAGCAUCUCAGCGAGGAGUGCUCGCGGCUGGAGAACGAGUGCCUGCUCUACCACAACGAUAGGCAGAUUUUCAUGGAGGCGGCGGAUGAUGCCGAGGAGAGGGCCGCGGCGGCGGAGCAUCGCGCGGCGGAUGAGCUCCGGGAGGAAUUCGAGCAACGGCGGAAUCGGAUGGAGGAGGAGCGCCUGGUUCACGACAUGGUGGCGUCGGCAGUGAACGCUGCCGCUCUUAGAGCUGUGGAGCGGGAGAGGGACGCGGCCGUGCACAAGAUGAGAGCUUCCGAGAGGUGCGUCCAGGGAUUGUUUGGGGAGAUCCAAGACUUGAGGAAGGACGCGCAGCAGUACGAAGCCAAUCUCAAGAAGGCGGAAGUCGAGGUGGAAUUUCUCUACCAGGAGAACAACGAGCUCAAGCUUUUGCUGGGAGGGAAGUAUCCAGGCUCGACGGGGCAAGCAAUCUCACCGCUACACAUCCAAGGAGUAAGAUCAAGUGUCAUGCUGCCAAGCCGGGCUGUACGCUGCUAGGCUUGUCUUCCAGACAACCUCUUACACCACUCCGGUCCAAUCUCGCCGAGUGGAGACGACAAUACAGAUGAGAAAAACUUUGCAAAGAGCUCGAGCAUCGCCAUCGCUGGGAAGCACUGCGAGCAAAGCGAACGACGACUUGUAAAUUCAUCUGGCACGGAGGUUUUUGUAGCUCCGGAAGUUUGCAAGGCAAACUUUUUUUGUUGUUACUUUUUUAAAAUGACGAAUAUACUUGAGAUGCCUGUGUUGCCCUGA